UUCUUCACACGCGGCAGUGAACGUCGGUUACAUCUGACACGCGCAACAUCACCCUAUCGUCGGGCAUGUGAAUUCAUCGAACGGUGAAUGAGACGACCCUUUUUCCCGCCCCAGACGAGACGCUAUGACUUUAAGAGUAUUUUGUUGACCAGUGCAAGAUUCGAGCAGACUUCUUACGAUGGAACUCAAGCACGUGAUUGCCACGAUAAUUAAGAUCCUGAUAUCGACGUUGCUGGUUGCGGCCUUUGUAGCUCAUGCGCACGGCGCGGCCCUGAUGGGUGGCCACCUCGACAACGUCAACCAUCCCCAAAUGACUAGCGUCAAUGCGGACGUCUUUUACAACGAAUACGGCACCGUCGAGGGCACGGAAGACGUCAAGAACGACACAUCGACGGACACGAAUUCCGAAGAAAUACCGGACCCGUCGGCGUUGGUCCUGCCCGGCUACAACCUCCCCGAAAACAUCUUCAACCACGGCAAACCAUUCUACGUGGAAAAAGACCCGGUAACCGGGAAACUAGACUUCGACCAGAAGUCGCCGUCCCUCCAACAGGACGACGACUUUUACGACUAUGUCGACGAUGAGCGAGGCGGGGGCGGCGACAUCUAUGACAAAUCGAACAUCGAUCGGAAAGACGGAAGCGUCGCCAGCCACAAGCGUAACGACGUCAACCAACUGACGCCAAACUUUCACGAUUUCCUCAACCUACCCGUGAAAUACAACCCGCAGAAAUACGUCUACCCGCUAAUAUCGAGCUCGUACGCGAGCACCAAGAUCCAGGGCAGCGUUAACAAGCUGCACAACCACAAGGACUACCAGGCGAAGACGCCCAGUACCAAAAAACCGACGGCGAGCCCGACGUACUACACCACCGGCUCGUAUUUUAAUCCGAGAACCACGCAGAGGACGGUCAGCACCACAUCCGUCACUACUUCCACCGCACCGACCACGAGAAGAUACCCGGAAAUCUACCUCACGACUACGACGGUGCCCAAUAUUCUCAAUUCCGGCAUGUCUCAUCCGAGUUUCAACGCUGAAUACGAGUAUUACGACAGUCAGGAAACCACCACCACCACCGGUAAGCCUGCAACAUCCAAGGUACCGCCCACCAUCACCAGUACCACGAAGAGAACGCUCAGCUUAUUCGAACAACUGUUCGGCGAUUACGACGAGACGGUGACGACGACGCAGAAGAGCAAACCGCCACCUCUCUUCGCCAAUUUACCCAACAAAACCGCCACUACUACGACGGAGGCGCCCAAGAACGUCCUGACGGGAACGAACAUGGGUCUAGAUUCGAGUUACGAAUACGAGGACAAUUACCCCGACGAAAAGUAUGAGGAUAACGUGGCAGUGGAAAACAAAAUCACCAGCGACGAAAGCAACCUAAAGGUCGAACCGCUGGUACCGAAGACGACCACACCGGAAAUUCAUACCGAGAUCAACGCGGUCGACGAGAAAUCGACGACAACGACGACGACUACCACCACCACGACGACCACCCCGUUACCCACGACCAUCAGUACGACGAGGGUUACUUCUCUUCCCCUUGGUGACAAUCAUAUCCACGCUCCGGGAGUUAACCCCGACCCCAUCAUAGUGGCAACCCAGAACCUGCGCGAGAAGCUAAACGGCGAAAAGGUCCCGGAACAGCAGCCGCCAUCGCGCCUCGCACCCAGCAAGAGCAGCAUCCACAUAGCCCCCGAUCAGGACACUGUAUCCUUCGUGGUAGGCAACCAGCAGAGCGUCGAGGGUGGCCAUUACGUCGGCACUUCCCUGAAAGAGAGCCCGUACGACAGCAACCCCUUCAGGCCUCUUUACGGUCAACACGCGACCUACAGCAACAACGACAUCGAAGCUCCGCCCAUCGAAAGCGCGAUCACCAUCCAACCGCUAAAGAAUUCCGAGGCGUCGUUGGCCAUCGGUGUACCGGUGAACAACGUCAAGCAGGUAUCCGGUCAGGUUGUGGACGAAAAACCCAACGUUCCGAGCUCCGGCUCGAAUAAGAUCGUGUUCCCCCAGGACAACGCACAACCGAACCGAGAAGUACUCAAAUUAAACUCGAAACCCAUGUACCAUCAACUGCCGAGCGACUUGACCCCACCCAAACAGAAGGAAUCGUUGCCGUCGAGGUUCGAUCGACCAAUACGACCUCCGUGGGACCCGAGACCUGGACACUUCUACAGCGGUACCCCCGAGUACGCGAGACCCCCGAGGCCGCGUCCCGAAGUGGCGUACAAGAGAAUCGACAACUUGCCGAACAUUCUGCCACAGUUUAGACCCAACGCGAAGCACCAUCCCCCACCACCGCCACCCUACUACUUCGACAAACGUUUAAAUAGACAACCAUUGCUGGAAAGGCCGUCCAACAGGCCCGUCGGCUACUUUGAGAAAAUGGCGCCUCCCAGGCCGUACCUAAGGAAAAACACUCAAUAUCUGGAUGAAAGGAGACCCUCGCUCAACCUGCAGCGCCUUGACGAGAUUCAAGCAGAGGACAGGAUUUUCAACGGUGAGCAGGCCAAGCCAAACGGGCCCCGUAUCCAAGACCUGAACCUCUACCAGACCCCGCCCAACGUGCAGAUCGCCAAUAGGCGACGUAGCGACGUGGAAGCCGAAGUCGAGACUCUCCAGAUGAUACAGGCCAAGAACGGCAAAGAUAAAGCAGAGGAACAACCCCAGGACACGGUACGAGUGACAGUCGAGACCGCGCCCAAAGAAGACAAGACCAUCUACAAGGUGUACCCGGUGAACACCGCGCCGAUCAAACUGGACGCGAUCGAUAUGGAAAAAAAAGAGGGCGUGGUGAUCGGGACGAUGGCGGAGAUGCCGCUGCCGCCGUCUAAAAUCGACAACGACUUCAACUACGAGCAGCAGGACAGAAACGACGCGCCCGUUUUGAAACCGCAUCCGAAACCGUCGUUUCCGGUCAAGUCGAACUUUCCGUACCACUUGGAGAGACCGAGCGAUUCGGCUGACGGUUUCGUCAAUCCCCACGUAUUGAGUAACCAGUGGAACAGUAUCGAGGAAGGGUCGGAGCCGAAAGUCGGCACCGAUAAACCUAUCGCUGUGGCGUAUACCCCGACCGAGUCGCACCUAAAUAUAGAUAAAUAUUCGAUGCCCAAUUACGGAAGCCCGGUAAUUCCAGAGAUCCGACCGGGAUCGUUGGACAUCGUGCCGGAGCAGUACCGCCACCAGUUUAAUCAUAAGAGCGACACUUUGGAACCGGUAGCUGUCGAACACCAGGACUUCCAGGCACCAUUCCAGGCAAGUCUCAAGCUGGACACGGCCAUAAAUCAAGGAUGGCACGUGGUUAGAGGGAAGAACAGAACGACGCCGACCGAAGCGACGGAGACGACGACGUUACCGCUCGCGACGACCAGCGAGUUCGAUAUAGAAAACUUUAAACCACAGCUCAUAGGCGGGUUCAAGCCACUGUACGCUCCCGCGGAAGAGCCGUCGAACGAACGACAGGAAAAGUAGGGUUAGGUUAAGUGGGUUUAUGGGGUGGGAUGCGGGCUAUCGGAGGCGCUUAGUGUG
Messenger RNA from Cylas formicarius (sweet potato weevil), 3538 nucleotides. RefSeq lists its product as uncharacterized. The coding region runs from base 179 to 3481 and encodes 1100 amino acids. The record is from RefSeq and is a predicted model, not a curated record. The transcript has 3 exons. Lineage: Eukaryota; Metazoa; Arthropoda; Insecta; Coleoptera; Brentidae.